Candidula unifasciata is the source of this 276-nucleotide messenger RNA. Lineage: Eukaryota; Metazoa; Mollusca; Gastropoda; Stylommatophora; Geomitridae. The record is from the annotation of a GenBank genome assembly.
GACUCCAUGGAAGCAUUGAUCCAUCACUUCAAACUGUUCACUGAGGGAUUCCAGGUGCCACCUGGCUCCACCUACACCUGUGUGGAAGCUCCCAAGGGUGAGUUUGGAGUUUAUCUGGUGUCAGACGGCACAAACAAGCCCUACAGGUGUAAGAUCAAGGCCCCAGGAUUUGCACAUCUAGCUGGACUUGAUAAGUUGUCCCAGAAACACAUGUUGGCAGAUGUAGUCGCUAUUAUUGGUACCCUGGAUAUUGUGUUUGGAGAGGUUGACAGAUAA